Molecule: messenger RNA, 3981 nt
Organism: Doryrhamphus excisus (bluestripe pipefish)
Lineage: Eukaryota; Metazoa; Chordata; Actinopteri; Syngnathiformes; Syngnathidae
Source: RefSeq, a predicted model, not a curated record
AUGUUGGUGUAAACAUGCAGUGAGUGUCUCCAUGUAAGGAGAAGACAGAGUGCAGCUGCAGUGUUUGUCUGUGAAACACUUCUUCUUGUCCACAGAGCAGGAGAAAUACGCCAUUGCACCCUGACUAUUUAUUCUGGACUCUAUCCACAACCCCCCCACACCCCCUCUACGCUGUUACAUUUCUGUUGUGGAGGCUGAGCUAUCUCUCCGGUCCACCAAGGCAUCUGCGGGAGUGAGCUCUGCUGUACAAUAAAUUGGGCGGCCCCUGGAUCCACAACAGGCCCCUAAAUAGGAUGCCGAUCUUGUUAAAACGUGGAGGACAUUGCUAGGAUUUCCUGUGCGGAUAAAAAAGAAGAAACACUUGUUCUUCCACUUCGGUUCAGCAAAGAGGGGGUCUUUCCGACACAAUGGCAAUAAUUCAUAUACCAGAGUUCAUCUUACUGUACAUGGUCCAUGCAGCCAUCCCUCAAGGACUGACCCCUCGUGGACCACGGCCAAUUUCACUCCCGAGAGACAAUCCAGAUCAGAAUCCACCAAUCCGAGAAGGUUGUGAGAGCAGAUUGGUCAACUGUCCCAUCAAGCUCUUCUUCACCGUUGACACUUCCGAGACCAUUGCCCUCCAGGAGUCCCCACCUGGAAUACUGGUGGAAAACAUCAAAGAGUUCAUGCGGGUUUUUGCCCAGAGGCUGGAAGAUGAGGAGUACCGGGAUCGGGUCCGCAUUACCUGGUCUAUCGGAGGUCUACACUUCUCUCAGACGCAAGUGGUCUUCAGCCAGUUUGCAACUCGAGAGAGCUUCAUCAGGAGUCUCAGUGGCAUUCGAUACCUGGGCAAAGGCACCUACAUCGACUGCGCUCUCCGAAAUACGACGUAUCACAUGACUCAGCACUACGCGGGAACAAGCGCCGCUCUUUUCUCUGUGGUUAUCACAGACGGUCACGUGACAGGAAGUCCCUGCGGUGGCAUCAAAGUGACGGCGGAGAAGGCCCGCGAGCAGGGAAUUGGCGUUUUCUCCGUAGCGGCAUCCAGGUCCGUGGAUGAGACGGGAAUGAGGGAGAUUGCCAGUUCACCAGCUGAAGUCUUCCGGAAUGACUACUUAGCUGUGGAGAUCGUCAACGGCAGGCCGAGAAUAAAGACGGACUCCAUUGAUCGUAUUAUAAAAACCAUGAAAUACCAAGCUUAUUCCGAGUGCUACCAACAGGGCUGCAUUGAAACUCCUGGGAUCCCUGGACCGAGGGGACCUCGAGGGCCAAAGGGUCCAAAAGGGGACAGAGGUCUUCCGGGGCCACAAGGUGCAAAGGGAAAACAGGGUGAUCCUGGCAUUGAGGGUCCGAUUGGACGUCCCGGACCAAAGGGAGAAGUCGGGUUGAAGGGUGACAAGGGUGAAAUUGGAACAAGCGGAGCAAAGGGUUUGGUAGGAGUACCUGGAAGGAAUGGAACUGAUGGACAAAAGGGUAAAAUCGGCCAUAUUGGAGCAAUUGGCUGCACAGGGGAACCAGGCGACAAAGGACAAGAUGGCUUCCCAGGGGAUGCUGGUGAUACUGGACCACCAGGUGGAAAAGGAGAAAAGGGUGACCUUGGCCUACCCGGGAAAUCAGGUCCUUUAGGCCCCGAAGGUGAACGAGGAGCAAAGGGCGAAAGAGGAAUCCCAGGAAAUCCAGGAGCCCCGGGAGACAAGGGACCACGGGGACCUCGUGGCUUACCUGGACCAAAAGGCGAAGUGGGAAGGAGAGGGGAUCCAGGACCAAAAGGAGCUCAAGGAUUUGUUGGCAAAAAGGGAGAGAAGGGAGAACGAGCUCCACUGGGACGCAGGGGACAUCCAGGGGAGGAAGGACCCAAGGGAGCAAAGGGGGCCCCUGGACUGCCGGGACCAAGGGGUCCACCCGGAGACCCAGGGAGCUCUGGAGCAAAUCAGGGCACCAUGGGGAAUCCUGGAGAUCCUGGAUCGAGAGGAGACCCAGGCACCCAAGGACCAACGGGUGACAAAGGAAGACAAGGAUUCAGCUACCCUGGACCAAGAGGACCUACCGGGGACAGAGGUAUCCCAGGUAGAAAAGGACCGAGGGGCAGUCGAGGUGAAUGUGGUGCCAAGGGAGAAUCCGGCGACCCAGGUCCACGUGGAGAGUUUGGGGAACCAGGUCAGGCGGGGGAGCCCGGAGCUAGAGGAGCCAGGGGGGAUCCUGGGCCCGAUGGUGGCCGUGGACCAGAGGGCGAUGCUGCACUCACUGACUGCGACGUCAUGACAUACAUCAGGGAGACGUGCGGUUGUUGCGACUGCGAGAAGCGCUGCGGUGCACUGGACGUUGUAUUUGUAAUAGAUAGCUCGGAGAGCGUCGGUCUCACCAACUUCACCUUGGAAAAGAACUUUGUAAUCAACACCAUUAAUCGUCUGGGAUCAAUGGCCGCUAACCCCGCGUCUCCGACCGGUACAAGAGUUGGAGUUGUGCAGUACAGUCACAACGGGACCUUUGAGGCCAUUCGACUCGAUGACCCCAACAUAAACUCCAUGUCUGCUUUUAAAAUGGCGGUGAAAAAUCUUCAGUGGAUUGCCGGCGGCACCUUCACACCCUCGGCUCUCAAGUUCGCUUACGAUCACCUCAUCAGGGACGGCAAGAGAGCCCGAGCUAAAAUAUCGGUGGUUGUGAUCACAGAUGGACGCUUCGAUCCGCGUGACGAUGAGGAUCUACUCAAAUACCUCUGCCGGGACAGCAGCGUUGCGGUAAAUGCAAUCGGGGUCGGGGAUAUGUUUAGAAAAGCCCAGGAUGACGAGAUCCUGGGCUCCAUAGCGUGCGACCAAAAGGGGCGAGUCACAGGGAUGAAGAAUUUCGUUGACUUGGUCGCAGAGGACUUCAUAGACAAAAUGGAGACUGUUCUUUGUCCCGAUCCAGUUGUUGUGUGCCCUGAUCUCCCCUGCAAGACCGAGCCAGAUGUUGCUCCCUGUGCCCAACGUCCAGUCGAUUUGGUAUUCCUGCUUGACGGUUCCGAACGCCUCGGAGCGCAGAACUUCCGUCACAUCCGUGAAUUCUUACAAACGGUGCCGGAUAGACUGGUACUCGCCAGAACCAGAACAGAUCGCCUGCGAGCUCGCUUGGCUCUAUUGCAAUACGGCGACGACGGUGAGAACUUUGUGGCUUUCCCUCUCACGCACGACCCUGUUCUCAUCGCCGACGGUAUCGCGCGUUUGGGUUAUCUGGACUCUUCAUCGAACGUGGGGGCAGCCAUCACUCACGCCAUCGACAGAGUACUAGGCAAGGGACCGGCUCGCCAGACGAGACGCCAUGCAGAAAUUGCAUUUGUUUUCAUCACGGAUGGAGUCACAGACAAAAAGAACCUGGAUGAAGCCGUUAGGGCCAUGCGUGGGGCGCAAGUGGUGCCCACGGUGAUCGCCGCAGGGAAUGACGUGGAUCAAGAAGUCUUAAUGAAACUGGCAAUGGGAGAUGAGAAUGCCGUAUUCAGAGAAAAGGACUGGUCUGAGUGGCGGUCAGGCUUUUUUGACCAUUUUUUCCGAUGGAUUUGUUAACGAGUAAUCACGCUGGAGACGUAUCUUGUAUUGGUGCUACUGAUGUUAAUUCCAUUUACUAUUCCUCUUAUGCACUGUACAAUCUGACACUAUAUCCAAUACACAAUAAAUCGGAUUUAACAGGCCGAGCUAUAUUACAGUGUUUUGUUUUUUUUGGUCAAUUUUCGGACCUCAUUGUCCAAUAUUAAGCAUUACAAAGAAAAACAAUAUUAGUUUUGUUCAUACAAAAGUAGCAAAAGGUCUCCACGUGGGAGGUGAAACAAUAGACGACUGAACAGAUAAACACAGUGAUGCAUACUUUUCAGUUUUUUCGCAGUCGCUCCCAUUGCCUUCAUUCUUACAUCAUGUCCAGCUGCACAGGAAGAAGGAAGGGAGGGAAGGUUUUGAGUGUUUAAGAUAAAGAUUAGGCCUGGGACACACUGAGGUACUCGACUAUGCAGGAUUUUUUUUUUUUUUUUAAAUG